Molecule: messenger RNA, 4113 nt
Organism: Danio rerio (zebrafish)
Lineage: Eukaryota; Metazoa; Chordata; Actinopteri; Cypriniformes; Danionidae
Gene: gpr27
Product: G protein-coupled receptor 27
Biological process (GO): G protein-coupled receptor signaling pathway; signal transduction
Cellular component (GO): membrane; plasma membrane
Molecular function (GO): G protein-coupled receptor activity
Source: RefSeq, marked provisional
GGCCGCUGCCAGUAGACUCGAUGUCAGUAUCGCCCCGUUCUCCAUAAAGACGGACCCACCGUUUGUGUCACCGGAGGUUUCGCCAAAACAAGAACGCAGACAAGACGGCUACGUGCUUCGACGCGAUCUCCACAACAAACUGGACGCGUGCGUAUAAGCUGUUAUUUGUGUUUUGAUGAAACGUCUUGGGUUGUUUUCGGCCUACACGACCGCGAUUUUCAGAUCAAUGGAGACGGAUACGUGUUUAUUAGGGUGCCUUUUCUUCGACAUUUCAUGGAUUACUCAGCAGCUCCAUUUUUGAAGAAUCAAGAACCGCACGACGCCGAAACGAUGCGCGCGAUGUCUUGGAUCACCAAACGGCUAGAGGUACGGUCAUAUAAAAAACUCAACUGAGUGUUAUCGACUAAUAUUUUGUUCAUCAAACUGGGGGACCAGGACUGCUUAAUGUCGGAUUACAAAGCCCAGGCUGGGUUGUGCUUGCACAGAUGGCGAACACAAGUGAUCCAGGGGGAAGCAACCCCUCGCUCCAGAAUUAUGCCAUUACUGCGUCUGCGGUCAAACUGGCGUCUUUGGGUCUCAUCACCUGCAUCAGCCUGCUCGGGAAUAGCGUGCUGUCCGUGCUGGUGCUGAAAGACAGCUCACUCCACAAGGCUCCAUAUUACUUCCUCCUCGACCUGUGCGUGGCAGACAUCAUCCGCUCGGCUGUGUGCUUCCCGUUCGUGAUGAUCUCCAUCAACAGCGGCUCUGUAUGGAGCUACAGCUACAUCAGCUGCAAGAUCAUCGCCUUCAUGGCCGUCCUGUUCUGCUUCCACAUCGCGUUCCUCCUGUUCUGCGUCAGCGUAACGCGCUACAUGGCCAUCGCGCACCACCGCUUCUACUCCAAACGCAUGACGCUGUGGACAUGCGUCGCGGUGAUAUGUAUGGUUUGGACGCUCUCGGUCGCGAUGGCAUUUCCCCCGGUCUUCGAUGUCGGGACUUACAAAUUCAUCCGGGAGGAAGAGCAGUGCAUAUUCGAGCACAGAUACGUGAAAGCCAACGACACGCUGGGCUUCAUGCUCAUGCUGGCCGUGAUCGUGGCCACGACCCACGUCGUGUAUGUCAAAAUGCUGUGUUUUGUUUACGACCACCGAAAAAUGAAGCCGGCGCAGCUGGUUCCGGCUAUCAGCCAGAACUGGACCUUUCACGGGCCGGGCGCGACGGGACAGGCCGCUGCCAACUGGAUCGCGGGCUUUGGACGCGGUCCGACGCCGCCGACGUUAGUGGGCAUCAGGCAGGCGGCACACAACGCUAACAGGAGGCUGCUCGUGCUGGACGAGUUCAAAAUGGAGAAACGGAUAGGAAAGAUGUAUUACAUGAUCACCCUGGCGUUUCUGCUCUUCUGGGCGCCCUACAUCGUGUCGUGUUACAUCCGGGUGUUUGUAAAGGGAAACGCGCUUCCUCAGGUGUACCUGUCCGCGGCUGUGUGGUUGACUUUCGCCCAGGCCGGAGCCAAUCCCAUCAUCUGUUUCAUCUUCAACAAGGAGCUGAGAAUGAGAUUCAGAGCCUGUCUGCCGUGUUGCCUGACCACACAAACACCCAUGGAGCCCUAUUGUGUGAUUUGAAGUGUUUUACUCUCUUGUUCACUGGCUGUGUCUGCUUGGUAUUAUACGGUGGCCCCAAAAAGUACAACAGACUCGGGGAGUGUUUAAAAGGAUGUUAAUUUAAUAUUUCCAUAUCUGUUUUAAAAUAUAGCAGAUUAUAAAAUGGUGACACUUCUCUCAAUUCAAGUGAAGCACAAAGAGUGCCACUUAAGCCAAAGUUAACAUGAAUCAAAUGCUUUAACUCUGUCAUUCAUUUAGAAUGAGUCAUUGUAAUGGCAAAGGGAAAAUGUUUAAUUUACAAUGUAAUAAAUAUAUAUGAAGGUAUAUAUAACUGGGUAUAUAUAACAAAAGGCAUAUAGAACACUGCAAAAAAAAAAAAAAACACUGAUGAUGUGUUCACAAUGAUCAAUAAGUUAUGACGUUGAUGUUAAUCAAUUAUAACUUAUUAAACAAAAUAGAUUUUUAUUUUUUAGUUUUAAGUCAGUUGAAGCUAAAAUGACUCAAAAGGAUUUGAUUCAGCUUUAUUUAUUUGUUAAUUUAUUUAUAAAUUUUUCUUAAGGAAAAAAGUAUAAAAUGUGCCAAACACAUCUAGAGGAGUCAUUCAAUGACAUAAUGCAUAAUUUUAAAGAUUUAUGUUGUACCAUUGUCCUUCUAACCAUUAAGUUUUACCAUUUGUUAGCAAAAAAGAGUUGUUAUAUAAUAACUUAAAAAAUAAUAAUUAAUAAAAGCCCUGUGAAUAAACAAGAAUUAUUAUUUAAUAAUUAUUCAAUAAUAAUUUAUUAAAAAUUUUAUGACAAAAAGUCAUGACAACAAAUGUUUGUGUGUUACUUUUACUUAAUGUAAUAAGUCAAUCAGGUAAUAUCAAAAUUGUUUUAGUUAUACAAUAACCCCUUUCACACAGUGAUACCGGUAAAUAUCCAGAAAAUUACCAAAAAAAAAAGCGCUGUUCACCAUUUACGCAUCCAAUCCAAAAUACCAAUAAAUUCUGACAUCAUUAGGCAGAAAUGAGCUCUUAAUGGCUGCGCUGGUAUUUGUACACAUGAUUUUGUUCAUGGCUUUUGUUCAUGAUUUUACUUUGAUUUAAAGCUUUAGCAUUCAUGCAGCUGCUUCGUUCCAAACACACCUAUAGGCAGUAGCUGUGUAAACACAGUGAAAUGUUUACACAUUUGACUACAUUACAAAUUCUGUGGAUGGAUAAGUAUUGUGAACAACUUCGAUGAAAACAUGGAGGAACACUUUUGCAUGUCGAGAUAAUAUGUGUGAUAAUAUGUGUGUGUGCUGGCGCUCACUGGAGCACUCCUUAACUUCACAUGCACACGUGUCAAGCAACUAAAGCAGAGCUUGAAAGUAAAUAAUGGUUUACCAUAAGCAUUUUAGUGGUAAUUUUUUACACAGUUGGCACUCAGAAGGAACAUGGAAAUGUUAUCUGACUAAAAACUAGCAGUUAAAUGUGUCUGGAAAAAUAUUCAAAGGCUUUCAUUUUCAUAAACAGCACGUAUGUGAAUGAGUCUGAAUGUUCUGAUUGGCUGAAGUAGACGUCUCACGUCACUUUGUUCUAAACGUGAACGCGAUCUUUCUGGCAAUUUUCCUUCUGUGUUCACACAGCGCAGCAUUCCAGCAAAUUACCAGUAAUGUUACAACUUCUCUUUCCGGAAAAAUUUCAGAAUUAACCAGUAUUUUCAAAGAGGACCUGUUCACGCAUAUAGAUUAAGGACUGUAUGUGUGAAAGGGGCUAACGUUUGAUGUAAUAUUACUAGUCAGUUUGACUGAUUUAAGUUGAGAUGGCUAAAAAAGUUUAGUUGAUUCAACUAAAAAACUUAAGAUCACUUAAUUAUUAAGUACAGUUCAAAAUAUGUACCUGUUUGAUUUUCAUAUCAACAUGCCUGAUCUGCUGAAUGACAAUGAAACGCUAUUUCAGCCAUUAUUUAACAGUUUAUCACAAAAAUGAUUGGACACAUCAUUUCCAUAUUUGAAUUUCGCCAUAUAGCUCGUUUCUGAUUGGUUAAACACUUUACAUUCAAACACUCCCCAGUCUCAUCUACCUAAAUAACAAUUCAAGUGUUUUAUUUCAUUGCAUUAUCUUACUAUCUUUCCUAAAUAAAUGAUAUUUUCUUAUUUAAUGCAACAACAAUGUUCAUUUCACAUGUCCUGCUGUAGUUUUUUGGGGCCACUGUAGCAUGUGAUAUUUUCCUUCAGUAAAAAGUGACAUUUCAGAAUUGUCCAACCCUUCAUAUCAGAAGAUCCACAUUUAUGCAAUCCACAUAUCGAUGUAAAUAAUGUAAAAAGUUUAUUUAUUUAUAUUCAGGAGCUCUUUUUAACUGAGGUGUAAUAUAUUUGCUAUGACUUUUUUGUGUGUGAAUAAAACGGCCCGUGGCUUUUUACAAUCACAUGGACUAAAUGUGAAUAAAGCGAGUCCCUCUCACACUGCCUGUUAAUUGUUUUCAGUGGACUCGAUUAAGCAAAUUAGGCUGACGGGUCAGUGUUGAGGAGACCGUGAUUUGUAUUUUAAUUAAAAUAAAUGAUUUUAAAUGUA